AAGAGAGAGAGAAAGAGAGAGACUCCUGGGGCUAGGGGAAGCAGGCAUGUGGAUGAGUGGGGGACAUACCAAACUCAUCAAUUAAACCCCCUUGAAAUUAUUGAGUUUGUGACAGGAAAGAAAGAAAAAGAAAGCCCCAAACCAAGAAACCCCCCAUCCUCUUUUCUCCCUCACUCUCGCUCUCUCUCUCUUUCACAGCUUAUAUUUGGCUUGGUACAGUACAGCAUUUUUUGGUCAGUGUAUGAAAAAGGAAAACCAAAAGCAUAAGCUACCACAAGUUUCUACAGAGCCUGGCCUUUUGUUUCUCUUUGAAGAAACAAAAGCCUUUCUUUCUUCUCCGUUUCUUCUUCACUCAAAAUCAUUGAAGAUGCCUAGACCAGGUCCAAGACCUUAUGUCUGUGAGAGAAGAGCUUGGCACAGUGAUAGACACCAACCCAUGAGAGGUUCUCUCAUUCAAGAAAUUUUCAGAGUUGUAAACGAGAUUCAUAGCUCAGCAACCAAGAAGAACAAGGAAUGGCAAGAGAAACUUCCUGUUGUUGUCUUGAAAGCAGAAGAAAUUAUGUAUUCCAAAGCCAAUUCUGAGGCUGAGUACAUGGACCUUAAAUCCCUGUGGGAUCGAACAAAUGAUGCUAUUAACACAAUCAUUAAACGCGAUGAGAGUACUGAAACAGGAGAGCUUCUUCAACCUUGUAUUGAAGCUGCUCUCAAUUUAGGCUGCACCCCAAGAAGAACCUUGAGGAGCCAACGCAAUUGCAAUCCGAGGUGUUACCUUAGCCCGGGCACUCAAGAAGCAGAGAACACUACUCAAGCAAAUCUCACAACUAACCCAAAUUUCAUGGCUAGUUAUUCUGGCUUCAUGAAAUCCACAAUCAUGAACGUGACUCAUUUGGGCUCUGAAUCUCAGAAGCACAUUGCCCAGGACAGUAAUUGCACCACUUACAAGUUUCCUUUUGCAUCUGAGAAUGGGCCUCUUCCUAGUAAUAGCCAAUGCUUACCUAUGGAGAAGUAUCCUCCUCCUAAUUUGUAUUCAGUUUAUCCUCUUUACUAUGGAAACCACCUUCAAUUUGAAGAAAUGCAGCAUGGUUUUGGAAUCUUCCCCAAGUCAAUUUCUAACACGGUAGAGCCUGCUAAGAUGGGUGUCAUUGAUAACCUCUUCUCUUCUGAUGUGGACUCUUCAAAUAACAUGAACCAAACGGAUGUGAGCAAUACUUCUAACAACCCACAUGAAAAUGCCUGUGAUCUAUCGUUGCGGUUGGGCCCUCUUUCGAUACCUUGCCUGAGUGUUGGAAAGAGUCGGCCUCAGGUAAUUGAAGACACUGGUUCCACCUCCCUAGAGUGGAACAGGUUCGGUGAUCUGACACCAUCAAUUGAUAAAAUGUUAUCUUCCUUUCCUAGGAGCAACAGAGAUGACCCUUUGAACUCAUCUUUAAACAGAUGGAGUCUAGAAGGUGAGCAUGUGAAUGUAGAUGCAACAAUGAGAAAGAGAAAGACAGUUUAUGGUCCAACAGUGGAUCAGCAAUUUUGUUUGCCGCCAAAGCUUCCUUACAGCCACUUAACUGGAAGAAUGAAAAGUGCAGGAUCCUAGACUCAGUCCCUUUAGACCAUUGACAUGGCCUUGGUGAGUAUGUGCUGCUGAAGCUCUUUUUUUUUUUUUUUUCUUUUUUUGCCAUCUUUUUGUAGUUAUAGUUAUGUGUUGAUGAGCAGUGUGUUUAAACGUUGCAAGAAUGUGAGGUGUAAAUAUUGAGUGAGUUUCAGUUAGACGAGGCAAUCACCAACAAACGGACUGAAGGGGCUCUUGAUCCGCAAUGUAUAAAGAAUGUUGUCUUACAUGUUGCUGCUUGUAGAACUUUAAACCCUAUUAGUCAAUGUUAACUUUUGAUACCGCUA
Theobroma cacao (cacao) is the source of this 1887-nucleotide messenger RNA. Its product is annotated as histone acetyltransferase. NCBI's taxonomy places the organism in Eukaryota, Viridiplantae, Streptophyta, Magnoliopsida, Malvales, Malvaceae. Gene Ontology annotation, molecular function: transcription coregulator activity. The record is from RefSeq and is a predicted model, not a curated record. Gene Ontology annotation, biological process: regulation of DNA-templated transcription.